AUGAAAAGAAGAGAAAGAGUAGUGAAUACUACACCAAUAUCACCUCAGGAAUGUCGAAUAUGUGGUGAUAUUGCACGUGGUCAAAAUUUCAGUGUUAUUUCGUGUAUGUCUUGUAAAUCAUUUUUUCGCAGAAAUGCACAUAAAAAAUCGCCUUUACCACUUGGUCUUCUUCAAAAUGAUCGUUCAACGUUGACAACUAAUGAAUGGACUCUUCUCUCAAAUUUUCUUCAUGCAUUUGAUGAGCAAAACUGUUACACACGAAUUCAAUGUUCUCUUAAGGAGUUAUCUUCAUUACCACCGAAGUUACGAUCAAAACCAUCGGAAAUCGUGAAUCUUAUGCGCGAGCUUUACAGUAGUAUUGGACCACUUAUCGAACGUUCACCAAAUUUUCAUUCUUUAACGGUUGAUGAUCGUCAAGUUCUUAUUAAGCAUAACCUAUAUGUGACUGGCGUGAUGAAUGGAUUUUUUUUGUGUCGUGAGUUGAAUGUAUUCGAUAAUAUCACUGUUCUCAAUUCUUACAAUCAGCUAUAUGGAUGUGAAUAUAUGAGAGAAUGUCGUCAAAAUAUUGCACAAUAUGAUUCAAAUGGAAGUCUUAUUAAAAUCUUUAUGUUCAUAUUAGCUUUUUCAAGUAGUUGCUCAAUUAUUAAAUAUGAUAAUCAAGUAGAUAUUACAAUUAUGUCAAACUCAAUCAAUCUUGUUCCUAUUCAGAAUGUAUAUGUAACAAUGAUGUGGAAAUAUUUAAUAUAUCUAUAUGGAUUUAGAGAAGCAGUACUUCGAUUUACUCGUCUUGUAAAGGAUGUUCUAGAUUUAAUUACUAUACUAAACUUGAUACCUCAGAGUCAAACUCGUACUCGUAUGAUUGAUACAAUAGUAACGGACACGGAACGUACAUUAGUAAUCGAUGAUUGA
Molecule: messenger RNA, 909 nt
Organism: Rotaria sp. Silwood2
Lineage: Eukaryota; Metazoa; Rotifera; Eurotatoria; Philodinida; Philodinidae
Source: the annotation of a GenBank genome assembly